AAUGGGUUCAACCCUUAGCUGACUUGAGCAAGCUCCAGAUAGAGAAGAUAGGAGGCUUGAAGCUACUAGUAGAGAGGAAGACAAAUCAUCUGAAAUCAAUACCCAGGAAAAGAUCCCUGAUCAAUUUCCGAUGCUUGAUUGUACAAAAUCUUCUAUUGCAAGAUAUACAAAGCUAUUAGAUCUGUAUACCAGAGAUAGUUCUCUAGUAUUUAAAGCGAGAGCAUGGCAGAUCAAUAAUGAGCUAGUUUCUUUACAAGAACAGCUUGAGAAUGCUAAAUCUGAAGGAAUAAGUCUUAUUGAUACUAAUGAAAAUGUGUCCUUGUCUGAGAUUUCUAAAAAUAAAUUAAGUCUUUCUUACAAGGAACAAUCUAGCAAUCUUAAAAAACAAAUUGAAGAACUUUGCAAGCAGAUACAAAGCCUCUUACAUGGUGUUGAACAUCAUAAGGCCCAUACCCAGAACGAAGCACGAAUAUAAGUAGGCUGAUUAAAUCCCCUCUCAUUGAUGGCGGACACUGAGUUCACCAUGAAGAAGCUCGCGUUGAUCGAGAGCAGAAGAUCCUUGAAGAAUCUGACCAAAUUGAUUAUAAAAUAUGCUAUAAUGCAUGGCACAACAUAGUCCCUAAUGGAGGCAAACAAUUCUCUCAUAGACUGUUUACCCUAGACUUGGAUAUUUACGAAGAAAGAUUAUGGCUGAAAAGCUUGAAGACUAUGACACUUCCUUAUAUACCAAAGUUAGAAAUCAUUAAUGGAAGCUCGCAACAUUCUCGCUUAAUGAAGCAUUUUCUCCGUAACUGAUUCUCUAGGAAAGUUGAUAGGCUCUAUUGUGAGUAUGCGGGUACAUUUUCUGGUCCAAAGGAAGAUUUCUUUGAAGAAAUCCUCAAUGUUGGGCAUAAGAUAACAAAAAGUUUAAGUCUUACUUCUUGAAUAGUAAGCCAAACCUCUAUGGUCAAAAUUCUAUCUGUGCUCAGAAAUUUACAACAGAUUGAGUUUAAUUGUGCAAAAAUCUGUAUAGAUGAUAUUCCUCAGUUCGGCCAUUCUCUCGAUGGCUCUAGUCUCAAAAUCUUGAAGUUCAAAGGAACAUUUUCCUCUGGACAUGUCUAUCAAUCAUUCAGACUCUUGAUUGACGGCUUGUCUGAAUGCCAAGAUUUCAAGAGGAACCUUAUAUCUAUAGAAGUUGCUAGAUCCUCUAUAGGCCCUUUUCCUGUAGGAACUAAUUAUGAGCCAGCUUUAAAACAACAGAUGCUUAAAAAUGGAUUUAACAUCGUUUAACCUACGUUCAAC
Messenger RNA from Moneuplotes crassus, 1281 nucleotides. Lineage: Eukaryota; Ciliophora; Spirotrichea; Euplotida; Euplotidae. The record is from the annotation of a GenBank genome assembly.